AUGAUCCGCCUGCGAAGCUGUGCCCUGCGCUGGGCUCUGCUGGGCGCUGCGACCCUGGUGCUUCUGUACCGAGCCAGGACCCGCUACAGCCGGGGGAGCUUCCCAAGCUUUUCCUACAGGGAUCCUCUCGGCGCUCGCCAGCCCGGAGCCAGAGCCAUGACAGCGCAGGCACCGGAGACCCCGCUGGGCAGUAGGGCCCCCAGCGCCACGCUGCAGCCGUUCUUGGGGGACCUGUAUGGCCGGGACGAGACGUAUCGGAGCUCGAGGUGCCCCGGUGGCAUCAGGAAGAGGAUCGCAAGCACCAAGUUCAGCAACGUCUUCCUGGAGGCCAUCCCGGUGCUGCAGUGGGCCCGGCAUGCCCGGCUGGCUGAGUAUCGACGCCUGCGGAGCUACGGGGGGGCCCACGGCUGGCAGGAGGUCAGCUGGCCCGUUGUGAGGGACGCGCUGACCCGUCUCAACACGUCGGCCAAUGGGUGCAUGUUCGACGCCCGCCCCGGAGCUGCUGCGGGCGUCUCCCCCUGCGUCCGCUGCGCCGUGGUGGGCAACGGUGGCAUCCUGAACGGGUCCCGGGCAGGGGCUGCGAUCGACCGGCACGACUACGUCUUCAGGGUCAACGGGGCCCUCACCAAGGGCUUCGAAAGAGACGUGGGCCACAGGACCUCCUUCUACGUCUUCUCCACUAACACCAUGAUGAACUCGCUGCAUAACUACGCCAGCGACGGCUUCCGCCAGCCGCCCCAGACUCUGGAAACCAAGUACAUCUUCCUCCCGGACCACGACCGAGAUUACCUGCUGCUCCGGGCGGCCCUGACCCACCGCCCUGUCGACAGAGGCCCAGAUGAGGGUGCUCGGCCGGAGCGAUACUUCGGGAAAGACCUGCGGGCGGAGAAGUUUAAGAUGUUUCACCCGGAUUUUAUCCGCUACGUCAGGAACCGGUUCCUUCGCUCCGGCAUUUUGGACCCCCCGCAGCGGAGGCUGUACCGUCCCUCCACCGGGGCAGUGAUGCUGUUCGCUGCCCUCCACACCUGCGAUGAGGUGAGCGCUUACGGGUUCAUCACCCCCGACUACCAGGCCUACUCCGAUCACUACUUCGACCUGACGCACAAGGCCCUGGUGUUCUAUGCCAACCAUGACCUGCAGCUGGAGAUGAGCCUGUGGCAGGAACUGCACCAGAGCCGGCUCCUCACGCUGCACAUGAGACGCUGAAGGUCGGGACCGCGCUGGGCGGUGCAGAGCGAAGGCACUGACGCACCGGCUCAGGCCGGGACCUGCCUGGUGGGGCGCUGGGGCAGAGUCGCUGGCACUGCACUGGGAACAAACCCUCCGUCAAGCGUGAAGCUGGGACCUAGACCUCAGGGAAGGAAAAGCCCCGUUGGACUGUCCAGCUGUCGCCCCACCGUGCCCAGGGCAGGACGCUGUGAGCUGGGCUCGUGCCUACGCCAUGAGUGGAAUGAGUUUGUCAGGCCUCGCCGUGGCUUCGCAGCAGACGGAAAGGUGCCUGGUUGCUUGGGGAGGCAUCCUCCUGCACUGGGCGACGCUGCCCACCGCCACCUGCCAGCCCCAGGGCGGUUCCCACCCAGAGCAGAGUCGUCACCUGACUGACCAUCCCUGGAACAAGUCCAGGCUGUUGCUUUCUGGCGGGGGGAGGCGAACGGGGCUGAAUGCAGCUGCGGGGGCUGCGUAGCUUGCAGAACGGCUCGUGAGAAGGGGGCUGCGCGGCAGCCCUGAUCCAGCAGAGCCUGGAGUGAACUGGCGCCAUGAGCAGGCCUCUGGGCUGUAACACUGCUCGCUGGGUCCCCGAGUUCCCUCCAAGCGUCCCUCCCUGCUGCUGCUGCUGCUGAGAAUUGCCUACUACAGGAGAGUGCCUGGCCCCCCAGGCAGGGAGCCCCGGCAUUCGAACUCCCCGCCCUGAAUAACCGGGGAAUGGGGGAGUUGGUAAGUCCUGUUACAAAGCAGAGCGACGCCUCUGGCUCCGGGAUUGUCCGUCCCCAAAUUCCAGCCAGCCUUGGGGGUGAGAUCCCAGCGGUGUGGCAUGAGUCCCUGCUGCAAUACAGAGAGCGUCCCUCUUGGAGCCAGAGCGUCCUUUGUCUAACCAAUAGCCCCCCUUCUCCCCCAGCCAGCCCCAUCCUGAACCGCCAAAGAAGGGGCCUCUACCCACGUAAAAGGAAGGGCAGUCUGAGAGCGAGGGAUGUCCUGACUCAGGAGCAUUGGCUAGGUGCCUUUCCUUCUGUGCCUCGGUUUCCCCAUCUGUAGAAUGGGAGUGGGCACUGCUCAUUAACAAUGGGCUCUGCUCCCCUCGGGCAGCAGGGUGGGGCUGGCACUGCCAGCUCACAGCUGGGCACCGGGUGGGCUACGCAGUGCCAGUGGAACUGCCUUCGCCCGCCCUCCCUUUCUGACAGGACUGAGCUGCCCUGGCAUCCAGGGCAGAGCAACACCGCGCCAGCCGCCCUUUGUUCCAGCAGCAUUAAUCAGAGCUAACUCCCCGAUGCGCCCUGGGUGCUGCAGGCUCUAAAUCAAUUCAUCAUGUGAAAUCUGGCAUGGCGGAGGGGUGAGGGGGGGAGCAAUUCCCCUCCUGGUGGGAGUCAACCCUUGCAUGGCCAAGGCCAUGAUCCCAGGGCACCUUCCCCUCCUCACCCCGGUGCUCUGUGCUGCCCCUGGCGCUCUGUGCUGCCCCCUCACCCCGGCACUCUGUGCUACCCCUCACCCUGGUGCUCUGUGCAGCCCCCGACACUCUGUCCCCGCCGGCUGCUGGCGUUCAUGCGGCCAUGCACUGGAGCAGGGACGCGGCUCCUGCACCUUGCCUAGCGCUUUCAAGCCUCUCCCUUUGGGGGAGGAGUUCGGCUGCGCUUCACUUGGGCAUCUACAAUCCCCGGGCCGGAUUCCCAGCUGCUGUGAACAGCUCCCUGGAUGGGACAGCGGCUCAGGCUCCAGCCCUCCCCCGUUCUCUUUGCAUCGUUUUUUAAAUGUGACUUGAACUGUAGCGAGAUCAUUGUACCCCCAGGCAUUGUGAUCUCCACCUGCUCCAAGCCAGCCGGCCCCAGCCAGUCCUGGCGCUAGCUUGGGGGCUCUAGGUACAGGUUCCCUUCUCGGGUUGGGGCUUCCAGAUCAGUUUGGAGUGGGCCAGAAGUCCUGCAACCCCACCCAGCCCUGCUAGCUCGGGAAGACCACAGUGGUGGGCCCACAGCGGUGGGCACAAUGUAAUUGGAUGGCCGAUGCUGGCGUAGUUUUGGAUCGUAGGCUCAGCCCUGCCUUUUCAUGGCAGCGUCUCUCCGUCCCGUGAGCAGCAGCGUUGGCUAACUUCUAGGCCGAUGCCCAGUUCAGACAUGAAUAAAUGGGCUAAGUUAUACAACAGAUUCUGUAGCUUUAUCCUGGCUGGCUGCCUGGGACCCUCGGUGGAGAUGGAGCCUGAAUCGCAGGGCGGUGAGCCAGCUGUCUGCAGGGCUCCCGGGUCUGGUUUGCAGGCAGUAGCCCGGGCCCCUGGCGGGGAGGUCGGUCGGUCCAUGGACUCCGUCCUCACCCACAGGUCUCCUAUUCCCUUUGAUGGGAGUCGUGUGCACGGAAAGGCAGCCGCGUCUGUCCUGCUAGAACGGGGCCAAGUGCUUCUUUGGGAUGUUUCCCUCGAGGGAGCCAGGCGUCACUCAGCAAUGGCUUUAGCCUUUCCUGCUGGCUGACCCCCGCUCCCGUCUGCUGGCGCAGGCUUGGGGCAUGGCUGCCCCCUCUGGUCCAUGCGGCCCGGGGAAGGAGUGCAGCAGGUGUGACGUUAUGAGUGUAAUACAAUAUCUCAUUGAAAGGUGACAGGG
Messenger RNA from Terrapene triunguis (Three-toed box turtle), 3800 nucleotides. RefSeq names its product alpha-N-acetylgalactosaminide alpha-2,6-sialyltransferase 2-like. The transcript is spliced from 9 exons. Bases 1 to 1206 code for a protein of 401 amino acids. Lineage: Eukaryota; Metazoa; Chordata; Testudines; Emydidae. Gene Ontology annotation, molecular function: sialyltransferase activity. The record is from RefSeq and is a predicted model, not a curated record.